AUGAGACAACAGAAGAGAUGGGAAACAAUCCAACUGCUGCUUCGUAGAGGUGCAGAUCCCAAUGCAUCAGGGGUCCCACCACACCUUCUGUUCUUUGCUGUUAAAGCUGCAGAUGCAGAAGCAGUGAAACUCCUCUUAGAAAGGGGAGCCAGGACUGAUGUGUGCCUUCCAUCCAAGGUAGGGGGAUUAACUCCUCUCCACAUAGCUGUGUCAAUUCCUGGGGAGGAAGGGGUCCAGAUAACACAGUAUCUCCUGCAUUCUGCUCCAGAUCUUAAUGCAAGGGCAGAUGAUGGAAAUGAGAUAUAUGGUCCAGACAAGACUCAAGCCAGAGAAGCCAACUUGACAGGUGGUGUCACUCUGCAACUGAGAAAUGAAGCAGGACCACCACAAGAGUACUUUUCAUCCUAUAGUGGUCCUGUCACUGAAGAAGGUGAAAGGACGGCAUUGCAUAUUGCAUGCCAAAGAGAGGAUAAUAGUGAGCGUGCCAGGGAUGUUAUCCACCUCCUUUUAAUGAAUCACGCAAAUCCAAACAUAUUGUGGAGUGGCCAUUCACCACUUUCCUUAGCAAUUGCCAGUGGGAAUGACUUGGCAGUGGUUGAACUCCUCAAACAUGGGGCUGACCCAAAUCUGACGUUAAGUGGAGCAGUAAGAAGUGCCCUCUGUGCAGCUGUCAGUACAGUGUAUGAACAGCAGAGGACAACAGCACAAAGGAUUGCUUUGGUUGAUAAGCUGCUUGAAGCUGGCGCAGAUAUCCUUGCACCAGUUACUCUUAGGGAAGGACAGAGAAAAGCUGUGGGAACACCUGUUGACUAUGCCUAUUAUAAAUAUUAUCAGGACAGAAGAAUUGCUCACACACCAUACCACAUACUGUCAGCAUCUGAGCAGGAAGUUUUUCAAACACGCCGAUCGCUGCUGGAACACAUUACAGCAAAGCUUCGUGAGCGUGUCAUCCUGAAAGAGAAAGAAUGGGAUCGAGAAGAGCUGAGAAGAUCCAAAAAAUUGGAUUCAGCCGUUCCUAGGCGUGAUUCAAAGAAGAAAGGAGGGAGCCAUCGUGUGGAAGAAGUGAGACUACCAUACUUUAAAUAUUGCUAUCAGUGUGGACAUUCAGUUGGUGUUCAGCUGUCACCUUGUAUGCGUUGCCAUGAAGUCUUCACUUGCAGUGUGACUUGCAGAAGCAAAUCCUGGAAUGAACAGCAUAGGCAGGAAUGCUCGGGAUUGCUGGAGAAGAGUACAGGUCAAGCAGCUCUGGAUGCAAGCAGUGCAGCAUGCAAAAAGAAUGUCACUGGCAAAAAGGGGGAAAAUGUAAGAGAAGGAAAAGAUCAAAGGAGAGCUGGAAGAAAGAGUAAAGUUGGCAUUGGUGGAAGAGAGCAUCACAGGAAGAAUGACUGACUUGUUUCAAAUCUCUCCUACUAUUAUGUGGACAAAUUUUAAUACCACUGUACUUUCUGCCUUGUAUUCCACUCCUGCUAAGGUUAGAAGUGAUCUAUUUUGACAUGUUUUGCAAAACUAAAUGGAAACAUCUAAGAUACCACAUAUGAGCUCAAGUGUGAUAAUGCCAUUGAAAACCAGU
Molecule: messenger RNA, 1570 nt
Organism: Athene cunicularia (burrowing owl)
Lineage: Eukaryota; Metazoa; Chordata; Aves; Strigiformes; Strigidae
Product: ankyrin repeat and MYND domain-containing protein 1-like
Exons: 11
Coding region: 1-1389 (462 amino acids)
Molecular function (GO): protein binding
Source: RefSeq, a predicted model, not a curated record